Molecule: messenger RNA, 2786 nt
Organism: Petromyzon marinus (sea lamprey)
Lineage: Eukaryota; Metazoa; Chordata; Hyperoartia; Petromyzontiformes; Petromyzontidae
Gene: THEM6
Product: thioesterase superfamily member 6
Source: RefSeq, a predicted model, not a curated record
CACUGCACACGCGCACACACACACACACUCGCUCUCCACAGCACUGCACACACACAUACACAGCCCUUCCGACACACACACACGCGCAACACACACACGCCGACCUCCGUUCCGGCCCACGCCCUUGUGCGCAGUGCCACCGCCGCCGCUCGCGAUGCUGCUGCUGUCCAUGGUGCUGCUGGUGCUGGUGGUGCUGCUGGCGCUCUUCGUCAGCGCAGACGCGUGGUAUUUCGUGAGAAUGCUGCUGACGGUGGGCGCAGCACUAAUGCGCAGGCAGGAGAAGGAUGUACUCAAGGAACACGGGUACCACGGCAUCGUGCUGCUGAGCGACAUCGACCACAUGGGACACAUGAACAACGCGCGCUACCUACGGGAGUGCGACUUUGCCAGGACGGCGCUGUGCAUUACCCAUGGGAUCAUCAAGGCCAUGCGAGAGCUGCGGGGUGGCAUGGUGCUUGGGGCCUCCACCAUCCGCUACCGCCGCUCGCUGCGCUUCCUGCAGAGAUUCGUCAUCCGGUCGCGGAUCCUGUGCUGGGACGAGAAGGCGUUCUACGUGGAGCAGCGAGUCAUCAUGCAGAGCGAUGGCUUCGUGGCGGCCAUCGCCCUGGUGCGGCUCAACGUGACGGGCACCAGCCCCGAGCACAUCCUGCGCCUGCUGUGCCGCCGCGCCGUCCAGGGGCCCGACCCGCCGCCAGAGGUCCUCAGCUGGCUCGAGUACAACCGCCAGAGCAGCGAGAUGCUGCGCAACAGCAGCUAGGGUGGUGGGUCGGUGGGGGGGGGGCGCGCGCUCGCUGUCCAUGGGCCAAAGCAGAAAUCGCUACCGCCGAAGGUGGCUAAAUUUGUUUAAAAAGAAUUGUAGAAUUACCUUAAAAAUCACUCGAUGGGAAAACACGUUAGCGACAUUGCCCCCAAAAGCGGGAACUGCUUCAGACUAGGUCUGUGAAGUACAACUUACCUUCGUGAGAGCCUUGCACUUUUAAAAUGGUACGAAUACCAAAUGUACAUGUAAUUUGAUUUAGCAGGAGCCAUUUAUGCAUUCAGCCAAAAAAUUAUAAUUGUAUGAUAACCUACACCUUAGGUGGUACUGGCAAGUGAAAUAUCUGGUCUUGGCCCAUGGAACAUUAGCACUGGAGCCCCAUUAGUGCCAGAGACGAAAGUGUUUGACAACUAAUAUUGAUGAAUUGUACCGAUAUUAAACUUGUCAUGUCGCUAGCAGGUUGUGUUGUAAAUGUUAUCGUAUUGCUCAGGUGAUUUUGCUUUGGCACUAGAGGCAAACUUUGCCACCGUGUAUUGUAUGGUUAUUUAAAAGUUGUGUGUGUGCAAUCUCCAAAUAUGUCAUCGUUAUGGAAUGUAAUGAGCCCGUUUAGAGCGGUUUAGGAAGCCAAAGCUUGUUUCCCUUCAUGAUUUCAAAGCGGACCCACCGUCUCUGUCAUUAAAAAUGGCAGUAAAUAGUGAAUGUUUUUAAUUGUCCUUAUAAUUGUGGCUAUUCUUGUCCAUUCUUUUUCCCCCAUAUCUGGCCGGGUGGUACAGUAGUGAGCAGCAUGACUUGCAAUGCAAAAGUUCUGAGUUGAGGUCCGGUUAUGGGGUCGACUCGUUCCUCCAUCGCUCCCAGGUUGAUAAACCGAGUACAGCUUCGUGGCAACUCUACAUUAUGCACGUCACGUUGCAUCAUUGAUACACCGAUAAUCAUUGAUAAACGUUGUAUCAUUGAUAAACAGAUUAAAGCUUCAUGGAAACUCUACAUUACGCACGUCACAUAUUAUUGAGUCCUUGAUGAACCGAGUACAGCUUCGUGGCAACUCGACAUUACGUACCUAACGUUGUAUCAUUGCAUUGAUCCAUAUCCAUCCUUACUCUCGUGACGCACGGAUUGAGUCACGUGUGAGAUUCAAUUACUUAGUGCAUGCAACCGAUACACAAAUGAUCGGGUGAAUGUUAAUUUUGGGGGAAAGGAGGAGCAAAUUAAGCUUAAAACGGGACAAUGAAUGAGAGACACCAUGAAGGAAAAGACAUGAUUAUAGAUAUUUUUGAAUUGCGACCUCGAAUGAAUCGAAUUUCUUGGGGGAGGAGGUGAAUUGUUACGUGUGGAGUCAAUUGUGGCCUUCACAGAUUGGAAGAAUGUAGGCAAAUUCCUAACGUUUAAACCGAGCAUCAUCAUAUGGCACGUAAAUGUACAGCUCUAUUGUUGAUCCACUGCUGACGAGUAAGAACAUUUGAUAUUGCACACUCUUACGAGUCCAGUCCGUCACGAAUGUGCAUUGAUCCCACGUUGAAAGUAGGCUCUCUGAAAACACAGUUUUGGGUCUGUUGCGGAACUGGCUCAGACUCGGCGAUGGAUCCCGAACAUGAGCUGCUAGCGUGCUCAGGGUCUUUGGGCCGGAGACCCCGAAACUGCGCUGGCCGUAUCGCACGCGAGGUUUACACGUGGCUGCAGCAGCAGGUCACCGCGAGCUGCGGAUCGUGGUCGGAGUCGAUUUGGGUCUGUUGAAGCUGGACGAGGGAAUUCCCUACGCCAUGCAAGUCAUGGGGGCAAUUUGACCAUACUUCACCGUGCUGGUAAGUGCCAAUCGGUGAAUGUGGGGCGCAUAGUACAGUAAAUCAAUGGAUGUGCUCUGUUGCCCACCACAUAGCCCCCAUCGUGCGAAGGUGUGAAAGAAUUGUGUCAUCUGUUAAGCGUUCCCUGUCGCAAAUAUGGAUUAAUAACGCCGUUGAAAUACGCAGAAAUGUUGUGACUCAGCGUUCUAAUUUAAAUAUUUAUGUCAAUAAAGCAGCACUUAAAAAUAAAA